AUGACCGCCGAGCACGUGCCAUGGUUCCCCGCUAUCAUGUGCUUCCUGCAGUACUCGAUCCUCAUCACCUUCGGUCACUUACGUGACAUUGUGGCCAGCAUCUCAGGUAUCUCACGCUACCGUUCGGAAGAGACCCGCUCUGGCCUGGCCAAACUACUCAUCGCCUGGGAGAGUUUCUACACGCGCCGUCUGUACCACCGCGUUCAGGACGUCUUCAACCGCCCCGUAACCGGCGCUCCUGGCGCCCACAUCGACCUCAUCCAGCGCAAAUCCGCGGAUGGAAACAAAACCUUCGUGCACUUGGGCGAGCCGCCACAGCGCUGUCUCAACCUCGGGUCCUACAACUACCUAGGCUUUGCUGAUGACUGGAUGAACACUUGCAGCCACGAGGUGCUUGAGGCAGUGACCCAGUUCUCUCUGGCCUCUACCGUGCCUCCGAUGGAAUUCGGUACGACGUCGGUGCACAUUGCAUUGGAGAAGGCUGUAGCCAAGUUCAUUGGCAAAGAGGCGGCGAUUGUGUACAACAUGGGCUACGCAACCAACGCGACGAGCAUCCCGGCGCUUAUGGGCAAAGGUACACUCAUCUUGAGCGAUGUACUGAACCACACUUCCAUUGUGAACGGUGCUCGUGCUUCUGGGGCUACUGUGGGGGUCUUUCGACACAACGAUCCAGAGCACUUGGAAGAGGUAUUGCGCAUUAAGAUCGCGGAAGGACAGCCUCGCACACACCGUGCGUGGAAGAAGGUUAUGGUGAUGCUUGAAGGGAUCUACUCGAUGGAGGGAGAGAUCGUGCGUCUGCGUGAGAUGGUGGACGUGACCAAGAAGUACAAGGCCUACAUUUACGUUGACGAAGCACACAGUAUUGGAGCUCUUGGCAAGACUGGUCGUGGUAUUUGCGAAUAUGCUAGAGUAGAUCCGAGCGAGAUUGACAUUCUGAUGGGCACGUUCACGAAGAGUUUUGGUGGCAUGGGCGGAUACAUCGCGGCGUCGGACGACAUCAUCAACUUCAUCCGAAACUCAAGCGCCGGUGCAAUCUACGCGACGAGUUUAUCUCCAGUCAUUGCACAGCAAAUUCUGACGGCUCUUAACAUCAUUGCCGGUCUGGACGGCACGGACAUUGGCCGUACUAAACUGGAUUCACUUCGUGAGAACAGCAAUUACUUCCGUCAGAAAUUGAUCGACAUGGGCGUCAUUACGCUUGGUGACUUCGACUCGCCUGUGAUCCCGGUGAUGCUGUAUCACAUGUCGAAGGUCGGAGAAUACUCUCGUGAAUGCCUCAAGCGCAAUCUCGCCGUAGUGACCGUAGGAUUCCCAGCCACGCCCUUGCUGCUGUCUCGUGUGCGUUUCUGUAUCUCUGCAGCUCAUACAAAGGAGGAUAUGGACGAAGCUCUUAAGGCUAUUGCAGAAGUGAGUGAGAUCUGCCACAUUCGCUACAACAGACACACCUGCGGCUAA
Molecule: messenger RNA, 1455 nt
Organism: Phytophthora infestans T30-4
Lineage: Eukaryota; Oomycota; Peronosporomycetes; Peronosporales; Peronosporaceae
Product: serine palmitoyltransferase, putative
Exons: 1
Coding region: 1-1455 (484 amino acids)
Biological process (GO): ceramide biosynthetic process; sphingosine biosynthetic process
Cellular component (GO): serine palmitoyltransferase complex
Molecular function (GO): serine C-palmitoyltransferase activity; pyridoxal phosphate binding
Source: RefSeq, a predicted model, not a curated record